Molecule: messenger RNA, 1503 nt
Organism: Acanthaster planci (crown-of-thorns starfish)
Lineage: Eukaryota; Metazoa; Echinodermata; Asteroidea; Valvatida; Acanthasteridae
Product: RPE-retinal G protein-coupled receptor-like
Biological process (GO): G protein-coupled receptor signaling pathway
Cellular component (GO): membrane
Molecular function (GO): G protein-coupled receptor activity
Source: RefSeq, a predicted model, not a curated record
AAUGCCACAACAUUGCCCGGGGGUACCUUCUCCACAGCGUGUAAAAAGCAUACGAGGGACAAUUGAAAUGAAAAUUUCCAAAUCACAUGUGGACACGGGAUGUUGAAAAUACGCCUUUGCCUGAGCCCUUAGGCAUUCGCUCCUCGUUGAAGAAUGAACUGAAGGUAUCAUUACGAGCACCAGCGCGUCUAAACAAUAAGCUUAGAAGUAUCUGACAAAGCCAACCAGCGGGUCGAAGAAGAUCGCCUCGUGUGCCACGCACUGUACUGUGCUGAUCCCACUGGCUGAGGUCAAAUCGGUCAUGGAGUCGGCGUCGGGUGCUUUCCCGCCGGGUCAGCAAGACGCCGCGCCUCUCGGCCCAUCCGAGUACUACACCAUGGGUCUCAUGCUCGUCGUAGAAGGUGUUCUUGGCAUGCUUCUUAACGGGGUUCUUUUCGUUCUAUAUGUGACGAAGAAAUCCCUUCGCAAGCCCUCGUCUCUCCUUGGUAUGUCGCUCUGCGCAGGUGAUUUCGGCAUUGGGCUGAUGUGCCCCUUUGCAGCCCUGGCAAGCUUCAGAGAGGUGUGGCCGUACGGGGAGCAGGGAUGCCAGCUGUACGCUUGCGUUGGUAUGCUGUUUGGUACAGUCAGCAUAACUUCGCUGGUGUCCCUGGCUGUGGAGAAGUAUCAUUCGGCCAUUGGAAACCGCGUAGGCCAGAAGGUGUAUCUGAUCGCCACUUCUGCCAUCUGGCUGAAUGCCGUCUUCUGGGCCUUGACACCCCUACGUUUUGUCGGGUGGGGCCGCUACGGCAUCGAGCCGCCCAAGACCACCUGUAUGCUGGACUUCGGGGCCCACGGCGCCAACUAUGUGACCUACCUGGCUGCCAUGAUGGGCUCGGUCUACGUGUUGCCCAUGGGCACGAUCCUGUGGUGCUUGGUGAAACUGCGGGAAGGAGGCGACGCAGAUGAUGCGAAGAAAACUGCCGCCAAGAUGCAGGCAGCUACGACCUGCGUUUUGGUUUUGAUGUCCCUAGUCGUAUACUGGGGAGCGUACGGCGUCGUGGCUCUGUGGGCGGUCGCAGACGACAUCAGUAGCGUGCCACUCCAUUUGGUUGCCGCCGCGCCGCUGCUGGCCAAGAUCUGUCCAAUCGGAAACGCCGCUCUCCAGGCGCUGACCAAUCAGGACAUUCGAAGCGUACAAGGGGAGGAGUCGCGUGAGGCAGAUAAGAAGAAAUAAGACGUAUAGGGCGUUUGGCGCGGAGAGCGCUGCAAAGUUGGUUGUCGUAGAUUGAGAGGCUUUGGGAGUUGGGAAAUUAGGAUGUCAAAUCGGAGUUGGUGUUUUGCCUCAGACAGGAAUACUUGUACCAAUCAUCAAGGCUCGGAAUCCGUAAUAAUGUAUUUGGAGCCGCUUUUACCAAGCAGGCUUUGAUGUGUAUGUUCGGCUUGUAUAGAGGGUUGCACUACACCAAAUACACGCCCGAAAUAGCGCCGCCUGUUGACUCUCGUGAAGAGGUUGGCCUCCGUUUU